AUGACCGUCCUACCAGAGCAACUUGCCAGCCUCUUCACCCUGCCUGUGGGUCGGGAAAGGCUGCAAAACAAAACCGCCUCGAACCAGGUGGAGAUUCUCAACAAUCGCAAACUGGCAAAUGCUUCCAUCACACAGGUUCUAAUAGACUAUUUCUUUUCAUGCACUGGCACUUUAUUCUACAUUUUCUCUCAGGACGAUGCGGCCGAACUGUUCCGAUCUGUCUAUAUGAAUCCCGAGGGUGCUACAAAAGCGUCACUGGGUGCACUAUGUGCCCUGGCGUCUGUGGCCAGCCAAUACGACGAUGCCAAAAUCGACAGGUCUUUAAGACAGUCGUACUAUGAAACAGCGAAAUUCUAUCUAGACGAGUGUAUUGAAGAGGACGAAGUGCUGGGCAUGCGCGUCCUAUGCUGCUUGGCCAUAUAUUGUGCCAUGGACAAACGCCUGACCGCGUGGACAUGGACAUUGACUGGCUUGAAAUUGGCGAGGCUUCGGGGACUCCACCUCGAUCGACCUCCUCCCUCUACAUCGCCCGAAGAGUGGAUUGCGCAGAGAAAGGUCUUUAGGACCUUGAUAUUCCUGGGCUGUUGGUUCGCCUCGACCCUCGGCAGAAGCCCCGAGAUUGUGGAGGCCUUCCAACCAGGGUUUGAGGAGUCGUUCACAGUGCAAGAGGACCAUCCGCUCUUCGAAUCCGUCGCACAAGAACAAAUGACAUCCAUUGGCGUGCUCACGACUGGCGUACUCCGAAACGUCUUUUUACCCAAAGAGCUCAGUCUCAUCGCUACUCGAGAAUACAAACUCAAGAUUGUUGAUUGGUUAAGCAAGCUUCCUCCGAUCAUGCAACUAGAGUCACUGGUUGAUAAUCAAUACCUGACAGUGGUACAAAGACGAAGCAUCUUCCUCGUCCAUCUCAACUAUCUUGGAGCACUGCUCCUGCUCUAUCGUCGUCAUGCCAUCUACCUUUCCACCAUGCAUAAGGGCGAUUUGUGGGAGCUCGACGGAGACGUUGUCGAAGCAUUGGGCUAUGCCAAGGAUGCGCUUGACGUGGCCACGCAGUCCUCACGAAUCUUCGCCCUUCUUCUCUCCGAGAAAGCCCUUUUCAAGCGCUGCUGGUUGGCGAUUUACCAGUCUUUUAGCGCAUGCACCAUGUUGCUCUUCCACGUCGCCCAGAAGCAGCUUCACGGAGCAACUCCCGCCGAGUGCGAGGAAGAGCUUUCCAGCGCAGAAACUUGCCUCGACACUCUAAAAUACUGCGCAGAAGGCGAUGUUGUUGCCAGAGGCUAUCAUGACAUGCUCGUUUUCUACUUCCAUGCUUUGAAAGCUUCGCACGAUAAUUCCACCACGGGGACAGCCCGUGAUACAGCAAUGCAAGACGGAGUGGACGGAGUGGACGGAGUGGACGGAGUGGACGGCGAGGAACGGCCGUCAGCAGAUGGCCCUUCCCGUCCCCAAAAGGAGCCAACCCCGGACAAGGUUGCAGAAGAUGUUUCCAAUACCUUCAACCAGGCUUUUGAGCAGGGCUGGCGUGAUGAACUGGUGCCUGCCUCCCUGGUUUCAGAUUUUGUCCGUCGCGAGAUCCCAGAAGUUGCCACAGGCUCUCAAUCUAGGGCCUAUCGCGACACUGCUAUCUAUCCGGACGCGCCGGUCUUUGGCGGCCCGUUUCAAUGGUCGGCAAAUUCAAUUCCUCGGGCUUAA
Molecule: messenger RNA, 1692 nt
Organism: Fonsecaea multimorphosa CBS 102226
Lineage: Eukaryota; Fungi; Ascomycota; Eurotiomycetes; Chaetothyriales; Herpotrichiellaceae
Exons: 3
Coding region: 1-1692 (563 amino acids)
Biological process (GO): DNA-templated transcription; positive regulation of transcription from RNA polymerase II promoter by galactose
Cellular component (GO): nucleus
Molecular function (GO): DNA-binding transcription factor activity, RNA polymerase II-specific; zinc ion binding; RNA polymerase II cis-regulatory region sequence-specific DNA binding
Source: RefSeq, a predicted model, not a curated record